Messenger RNA from Oryza brachyantha (malo sina), 1827 nucleotides. Its product is annotated as protein trichome birefringence-like 33. The transcript has 3 exons. The record is from RefSeq and is a predicted model, not a curated record. Lineage: Eukaryota; Viridiplantae; Streptophyta; Magnoliopsida; Poales; Poaceae. Gene Ontology annotation, cellular component: Golgi apparatus. The coding region runs from base 39 to 1451 and encodes 470 amino acids. Gene Ontology annotation, molecular function: O-acetyltransferase activity.
GACACAAAUCAAGAUUGCAAGCCAAGCCAUCGCCGGAGAUGAAGGUGCCGCUGCCGCCGCUCCACUCGCCGUCGUCGCCGGUGGCCAAGAAGGCACGCCUCUCGCCGUUCGUCCUGUUGCUGCUGCUCUUCCUCCUCCUCUUCUCCUUCCUCUACGGAGAAGACCUCAGGGAGCUCGUCGGACGGCAAGCACAAGCGCGGCCGCUGCUCCAAUUCAAUGCCGCCAACGUCGUCGGCGGCGACGGCAAUGGGAUCGAGAUGCCGGCAACGGCGGCACCCGAGGUGGUGGAGGAGGAGGAGGUGAGGAAGACGAAGAGGUGGCGGGGGCGGCUGCCGUUCGCGGCGAACGGCGACGACGAGGACGAGGAGUGCGACGUGUUCUCCGGGAGCUGGGUGCGGGACGAGGAGGCGCGGCCGCUGUACCGGGAGGCGGACUGCCCCUACAUCCCGCCGCAGCUGACCUGCGAGGCGCACGGGCGGCCGGAGACGGCGUACCAGCGGUGGCGGUGGCAGCCGCACGGCUGCACCCUCCCGGCGUUCGACGCGGCGGCGAUGCUGGAGGCGCUGCGCGGGAAGCGGGUGAUGUUCGUCGGCGACUCGCUGGGCCGGGGCCAGUUCACGUCGCUGGUGUGCCUCCUCCUCGCCGCCGUCCCGGACCCCGCCGCCCGGUCGUUCGACAUGUCCCCCGACCAGCAGCACUCGGUGUUCACCGCCGUGGAGUACAACGCGACGGUGGAGUUCUACUGGGCGCCGUUCCUCCUCCAGUCGAACGCCGACAACGCCGCCGUGCACCGCAUCUCCGACCGCAUGGUCCGCCGCGGCAGCAUCGCCCACCACGGCCGCCACUGGGAGGGCGUCGACGUCAUCGUCUUCAACACCUACCUCUGGUGGUGCACCGGCCUCCAGUUCCGAAUCCUGGACGGGCCGUUCGACGUCGGCAGCGGCAGCGGCAACACGUCGGAGACGACGGCGACGUCGACGUGGGUGUCCACCGAGGAGGCGUACGCCAUGGCGUUCCGCGAGAUGCUGCAGUGGGCGAGGGAGUACAUGGACUUCGACCGCACCCGCGUCUUCUUCACCAGCAUGUCGCCGACGCACGGCAAGAGCCAGGACUGGGGCGGCGCCGGGAACGGCGGCAACUGCUACGGCGAGACGGAGAUGAUCGGCGACCCGGCCUACUGGGGCUCCGACAGCCGGCGGAGCGUGAUGCGGGCCAUCCGCGACGUCCUCGACGGCGACGGCGCCGACGUGCCGCUCACCUUCCUCAACGUGACGCAGCUGUCGCUGUAUCGCAAGGACGCGCACACCUCCGUGUACAAGAAGCAGUGGACGCCGCCGACGCCGGAGCAGCUCGCCGACCCCAGGAGCUACGCCGACUGCGUCCACUGGUGCCUCCCCGGCCUCCAGGACACAUGGAACGAGCUCCUCUACGCCAAGCUCUUCUACCCUUGAAGAGAACUUACUAGAACCUUCUAGAAGAACAACAUGUAUGACGCGAUGUAAGCAUGCACGCAGCUAGCUACUAGCUAGCAGUGUUCAAUAUUUUUGAAAAGAAAAAAAAACAACAUUCAAGGAAAUUUGCGCCUUUUCUCUAAAAAAACAUUCAAGGAAAUUUCAGAAAUUUCAAACAGGCAGUUUGAAAUUUGAACAAAUUUUCACUGAAUAUGAACAGAGUUGUGCUAUUCUUUUGCUGAAAAAGGGAGAAAUUUUAGUCGAGAAUAUUGAAACCUGAUAUAACUACAAGAAAAAGAAACAAGAAGAGCACAUUCUAUAGCAACUUGCUGUGAUUUGUUUUCCUUUUGGUUUGAUCAAUUUACUACAUGUCUAA